Molecule: messenger RNA, 3168 nt
Organism: Chiloscyllium plagiosum (whitespotted bambooshark)
Lineage: Eukaryota; Metazoa; Chordata; Chondrichthyes; Orectolobiformes; Hemiscylliidae
Gene: tmem117
Product: transmembrane protein 117
Biological process (GO): intrinsic apoptotic signaling pathway in response to endoplasmic reticulum stress
Source: RefSeq, a predicted model, not a curated record
UAUUUUAGCUUUAAAGCAGAAUCUUAAUCUGGCUGUAAUAACAUCAGAAAACUACUGGUAGACCACGAACUAACUUCUGUAACGGGAGGGCUGUAAUUUAAGCAAAGAGUAGACGGUAAAGUUGGCAUUAAGGCUGGCAUAUACUCCACGUCAUUGUAGAUUACAGGUUGAGGGGUCGUCCCAUGUGUAUGAGGAUGGUCAAAGCAUUUCGAUACUAUUUCCAACAUCCAUGGAGUCGGCUGAUUGUGGCCUAUCUGGUGACUUUCUUCAAUUUCCUCAUUUUUGCUGAAGAUCCGAUUUCGCACAGCCAGACUCCUGCCAAUGUAAUUGUUGUUGGAAACUGCUUCUCCUUCAUAGUAAACAAGUACCCUGGAGGAGGAUGGAGCUGCUUAAAGGUGCUGCUGUGGUUGCUAGGUAUUAUUACAGGCCUUGUUGCAGGAAAGUUCUUGUUCCAUCAGGGGAUGUUUGGUCAGUUACUUCGACUAAGUAUGUUCCGAAAAGAUCACGGCUCCUGGAUGGUGAUGUUUUUUUCCACUAUUCUCUUCCUGUUCAUCUUCUCUCACAUUUACAACCUGGUCCUCUUAAUCGCUGGAAACAUGAGUCCUUAUUUCAUUAACAAAUACAUGGGCAUGAGGAAUGAAACCUUCAUGAAGCUAGCAGCAGUUGGAACCUGGUUGGGAGAUUUUGUCACAGCCUGGAUGGUCACAGAUAUGAUGCUUCAAGAUGAUUUGUAUCCUGGUUGGGGAAAGACUGCUCGAGCCUUCUGGAAGAAAGGGUAUAACAGGGUUGUCUUGUUCUGGUCUGUGCUGAUUAUCCUGACCAGUGUAGUUGUUGUUGUCAUCACCACUGACUGGAUCAGUUGGGACAAACUGAACCGGGGAUUUUUGCCGAGUGAUGAAGUCUCCAGAGCCUUUCUGGCCUCUUUUAUCCUCGUCUUUGACCUCCUCAUUGUCAUGCAGGAUUGGGAGUUUCCACAAUUUAUGGAAAAUUUGGAAAUCAAUCUACCUGGUCUUCCAACCUCACAUAUUCACCUAAGACUGCCUCGUUUCCAGAAGAUAUUCAAGGAAGAAUACCUCAUUUGUAUAACAGGAAAAUGGUUUAACUAUGGCAUCAUCUUUCUUGUGUUGAUUUUGGACCUGAACAUGUGGAAGAAUCAAAUAUUUUACCAGCCAUUUGAAUAUGGUCAGUACGUGGGACCAGGACAAAAAAUCUACACGGUGGGUGAUCCAGACACAUUGAAAAAUUUAAACAAAACAACCCUAAACUGGGAAUGGCGAUCAACUAAUACUGAUCCACUCACUAACAGAACCUACGCCCAGAGUGACUUGCUUUUGCACAGUAGAUAUAUAGGUGCUAGACUUGGGAUUAAAUGCCUUGCUUUUAUUCCAAGCAUCUUGGCAUUUAUCUUGUUUGGGUUCUUCAUCUGGUUUUUUGGAAGAUUUCAAAAAAGUGAAUUAAUUGGGAGCAAACAAGAUAAUUUGUACGUAAAGAUCAAGAGGAAAUCACCAUCUGAAUUUAGCAAAGAUUUAAAUGAGUCUGCAGAACAUACACACACAUCUGGAUCUACAAAGGAUGAAUCGUUGAUGGCCACAGGGUCAGAAUUGGUAACAGCUACUAUACACACAACUACCUCUACUUCUUCUGAAGGCCAGAAUACUUUCCUUGAGAAUUCACAAAGUAACAUCAAGCAUGACACAAAGCCAGACGAAGAACACAUGUCCACAGUUCUUUCUGAUCCAUCGACAAAACAGUUACCCGACAAAUAUAUUAAUGUUUAAAUUUACAAGCACAGGCCUUAAAUGGGAUUUUACCUUUACAUUUUUACAUGUUUAUAGAUCUUUAUAUAUGUGGUGAUACAGUCAUUUUGACUUGCAAAAUUACAGAGCUAGAUUUAACAUGAAGAUGGUGGUUCUGCAGUGAAGCAGCAAUCGCUUUUAUUUUUAAAGAAUGCAUAAUAUUGUGCCUACAUCUAGACAUUCCUUUAUGUCUUGCCUUUUGCAAUGGCACGCAAUUUAUGUCACUGCUGUAUUAACGUGUACAGUGAUAUAGUAUCCAUCUCUAACACACAGAUAAAGUGAUAAAUACUGAACUAGCUGUGCCUUGAGAAGUUUCAUUUUGUACUGUUGUCUCAAGGAUUUUUUACAGGGUGUUUGAUUUCCAACUUCACAAAAUAAAAUAUUAGCAAUUCUUAAUGCUCUAAAGAGACCACUUGCAAGGCUGCUGAACUUUUACAUGUAAUGCUGGGUUCUUCUAAGAUUGAUUUUGCCACUGCAAGUGCUCCACUUGUGAAUAUGUGAUCCUAAUGCUUAAUUGGUGAUGGCGCAGAUAAUAUUGACACCUGAACAGCACAUUAGAGAAGCAGUGUUUUUUUAUAUAAUAAUGGUGAAUUGGCUGCCUGCCAAAGAAAGCAGUGAAGGUGACAAAGAGGAGACAGUACUGCUGUAUUUGGAUCACUGUGUACAAAGAGGAUAUAUUUCACAAUCAAAAUUUGUACUAAAGCACAAACAUCUGACCAAUUAUGUGUGUAAAAAUAAUAACUACCUACAGAUGUCGAAUAAAUGGUGUAACCCUUUAAACUUAUGUUCAUUGUUCUUUGCAAGCCCUUAUUAUGAUUUAAAACUGUCGACUAUUCUGACACAUGACUUCCUUUAAAAAUAAGCACAGCUGUUUGCUUAAAUGAAUGUGCCAGCUGUACCAUUCUUGCCAACUUCUGCAUGUGAUUUCUGUCAAAUUCAACAAUCGUAAACCAAAAAGCUAAAAUGAUUAUCAGUUUAUUUUAAAGAAAAGCAAGAAAUGAUACCUGAGAUUUUAUUUGGUAAGACACCAAUUUUGCAAUCCCUUCAUCGUGUAGCAGUCAAAUCAGAUCUAUCUGUUUAAAUAUCGUAACUGGUUAGCUACAGACAGAUUUGAAUGAGUUAGUCUAAAAGAUGGAAUUGUAGGCUAGUAGGAAUGUUACUGGAUAUAAAGUUUAGUGAAUUUAAUUAAUCCUUUCCCACUCUGAUUGAUUAUGAGGAACUCCAACAGUAAUAUAACAGCACAUUUGCUGCUGCAAGUCUUUUAUGAUCAAUGUUUUAUUUUGUUUUUUACAAUUCAUGGAAUGUAAUUGUCUCUGUCUGGGCCAGCAUUUAUUUGUUUACCUUGAGAAGGUGGUGGUGAGCUACCUUCUUG